Bufo bufo (common toad) is the source of this 2384-nucleotide messenger RNA. RefSeq names its product gastrula zinc finger protein XlCGF57.1-like. Gene Ontology annotation, biological process: negative regulation of transcription by RNA polymerase II. The transcript is spliced from 5 exons. NCBI's taxonomy places the organism in Eukaryota, Metazoa, Chordata, Amphibia, Anura, Bufonidae. The coding region runs from base 777 to 2384 and encodes 535 amino acids. Gene Ontology annotation, molecular function: DNA-binding transcription repressor activity, RNA polymerase II-specific. The record is from RefSeq and is a predicted model, not a curated record.
CAAUAAGCCGGAAGAGGAUCUCUAGGGUGAGAUUUAUUAUACUCUCCGCCAUCUCGUCCCUGUCCAUUCUUGAUGGGUCAAUCAGGAGAAGGAUCUGAUACAGAAGAUCUCCACUGAGCGGAUCCUAUAUUGUAGGAGACACAGAGACAGCUCCACUGCAUACACUCUGUAACUACAUCCCGAUGCAACACUUCAGGUCAUCCAGCACCGAUCACAACCAGCACAACAAAGUCCUGAAUACACUGAAUAGCACCCAGUCAUGUGAUUACAGACUCCUCCCAUACACAGUCACAUGUUCAUGACAUCAUCACAGGUCCUUUUCUUCCUCCAACAGCACAGCCUGGAGGACUCCUCCCACACAUGGUCAUGACAUCAUGAAAGGUCCUUUAGCCCACUAGUCUCCCCCAUACAUGUAGUGUCCAGCGGUGCAGUCACCGCCAUCGUCUGUCAGGUAAGGAUUGUAUAACAUGUCCCUGGAGACUCCUCGGUCAGUGAGGACAGAAUCCGCCUUCUGAGGACUGGAGGAAGUUUGUCCUGGACGGUGACCCGUAGUUUUUUGGAUAUGAGUUUUUCAGGACCAAACCAGCUUAGGGGUGACCUGAUACCCUGAAACGUGUCUAGCUAGGACAGGACCACCCGAUAAACGCGAAUAGCCUGCCGGAUUUGCACAAAGACAUCGUCCGCUGCGCGAAUGGGAGUUUGAAUAAUACAGCGUAAGACCGGUAACCUAAGUGAGAGUCUAGCUGCACGUGUCAAACAAUUGCCAGCAUGGGAUAAUGAGGACGAACAACGCUCGUAGAACAGUGGUCUUUACAGGCACAGGACCAGUUGAGCGACUUUGGGACGCAAAAGGGACACGGGGUGCAUUCUUCAAAUGGGACAUGGUGUCACAAAAAAAAAAGGCCAUCAAAAUCUGCCUUCCAGGACUUCCAUCACAGUUUGCGAAUCCGGGUGAAGAUCUGAACAUUAUAUAUGUUACAGAGCCAUAUGAGAUGGAAGAUGAGCAGAGUACAGAGGACAUUCCUACAAAUAACCGACCGGAUGACUGUACCAAAUGCUCAAAUGGACACCUGAGAUCUUCAGAUUUUAAAGCAGAUGAUCUUGGUAUCUUACAAGACACUUAUCAAAAUAAUGCCAUUGUCCCGUGUACAACCUCAGCUUUUGAAACCAAGAAUCAACCCUCUGAUUGUUCUCAGUGCGACCUACCUCUUGAUUCAUCACAAACUGUUAAGCAAAAGAAAGAUCACAGAAGAGGUGAACAUCCAACAACUCACACAGUGGAAAAGCAAUUAUCCUGUUCAGAAUGUGGAAAAUAUUUUAAACGGAAAUCAGAUCUUGUUAAACAUCAGAAAAUUCACACAGGAGUAAAGCCGUAUUCAUGUUCAGAAUGUGGGAAAUGUUUUAUACAUAAAUGGGAACGUGCUACACAUCAGAUAACUCACACACGGGAGAAACCAUUUUCAUGCUCGGAAUGUGAAAAAUGUUUUAAACGGAAAUCAGAUCUUGCUACACAUCAGUUAACUCACACAGGGGAGAAACCAUUUUCAUGUUCAGAAUGUGGGAAAUGUUUUAGGAAUAGAUCAUACCUUGUUAUACAUGAGAGAAGUCACACAGGAGAGAAACCCUAUUCAUGUUCACAGUGUGGAAAACAUUAUAGUGUUAAAUUUGCUCUUUUAAACCAUGAGAAAAUUCACACAGGUGAGAAGCCAUAUGUAUGCUCAGAAUGUGGUAAAUGUUUUAUCCAGAAAUCAGAGCUUGUUAAACAUCAGAGAAAUCACACAGGGGAGAGGCCAUAUUCAUGUUUAGAAUGUGGGAAAGGUUAUAGAGUUAAAUCAGAACUUGUCACACAUCAGAGAUCUCACACAGGGGUGAAGCCUUUUUCAUGUUUGGUAUGCGGGAAACAAUACAGCAAUAAAUCAAAUCUUGUUAUGCAUCAGAAAACUCACACAGGGAAGAAGCAAUUUAUAUGUUCAGAAUGUGGGAAAUGUUUUACUUCUAAAAACAUUCUUGUUGUACAUCAGAGACGUCACACAGGUGAGAAGCCAUUUCCAUGUUCAGAAUGUGGGAAAUGUUUUAUAGGUAAAUCAGAUCUUAUUUCACAUCAGAGAAUUCACAAAGGAAAGAAACCAUUUUCGUGUUCAGAAUGUGAAAAAUGUUUUAUCCAGAAAUCAGAUCUUAUAAAACAUCAGAGAACUCACACAGGGGAGAAGCCAUUUUCAUGUUCAGAAUGUGGGAAAUGUUUUAGUCAGAAAUCAGCUCUUGUUACACAUCAAAAAGUUCACACAGGAGAGAGGCCUUUUGCAUGUACAGAAUGUGAGAAAUGCUUUGCUUCCAAAAAAUCUCUUGCUAAACAUCAGGAAAUUCACACAGAGGAGAAGCCAUAA